GCGUCCAUGGGUAGCCGUCCUGUUGGUUUUAUUCCAGUGGACCUUCGAUUGAAUCCCUCUUGCUGGAGAAGGGGGUUUAUUUAUGACUGAGAUGGGUGUUCCUCGCAAUGAACACGGUCCGGAAAAGGACCGUUCGUUUGGACUGUGGAAACCCUGCCACGAGAAAGCAUCAACCUAGCCGAUCAUUUCUUGGCCGUCAAGAGGGAGGGCUCUUCCUCCUUCCUCCCACGGUUGCGUCAAGAGAGUCCGCAUACACUAUCGACUGAGAUCUUCUUAUCAUUUUCUCCAUUCUCCUCGUUGAACGGCAAUUCAACGAUGGACCGCAGAUGGUCCAGCAGGACGACGUGGGGCAAUCCAGACAGACGGAAGAGAGAAGAGGACGAGGUACAUGAAGCUCUCCUUCUUGAUGACCUUGUGGAGGAGUUUCGCCUGCCUAUUUCUCACAGGCCUACUGAAAAUCUUGAUAUUGAUAAUAUUGAGCAAGCAUCUCUGGAUACACAACUAACAUCAUCUAAUAUAGGAUUCAGGCUUCUACAGAAGAUGGGAUGGAAAGGGAAGGGCCUCGGCAAAGAUGAGCAAGGGAUAGUAGAACCAAUAAGAGCUGGAAUAAGAGAUCCCAAAUUGGGUGUAGGAAAACAAGAGCAAGAUGAUUUUUUUACUGCUGAAGAAAAUGUCCAGCGCAAAAAGCUUGAGGUUGAAAUGGAAGAAACUGAGGAACAUGUAAAGAAGCGUGAGGUUGUAGCAGAACGUGAGCAGAAAAUCCAAACUGAGGUGAAGGAAAUACGUAAGGUAUUCUUCUGUGAACUUUGCAACAAGCAGUACAAACUGGCGAUGGAGUUUGAGGUUCAUUUGAGUUCAUAUGACCACAAUCACAGAAAGCGUUUCAAAGAAAUGAGGGAAUUACAUGGUAGCAGUAGUCGUGAUGAUAGACUGAAACGUGAGCAGCAGCGUCAGGAAAGAGAAAUGGCCAAAUAUGCUCAAUUAGCCGAUGCACAAAAGCAGCAGCAAGAAAACUCUGAAGCUUCUUCAGCAGCUGCCCUUUCAAGAAGUGCCACUUCUCUAUCAUUUCAGGAACAGCGACAGGCUUUGAAGUUUGGCUUUUCUUCCAAGGCGCCUACUUCCAAGGCCAUUACAGGUUGAGACAGAGGCAUCGGACUUCAUUAUAGGCGCAGUGUUGAGUCAGGAAGAUUCAGGUCCAAAUCUGCUUAUAAGAGAGAACUCGUAGCAGUAGUACUAGCGGAGAGGAAAUGGCACCAUUAUCUCAUUGGCAAGAAGUUCCAUAUUUUUACCGAUCAUAGCAGCCUUAAGCACUGUAUGCAGCAGCGAACCCACACGCCUGCCCAACAAAAAUGGAUAAUGAAGCUUAUGGGAUAUGAUUUCGACAUCUUUUACAAGAAGGGUUCAGACAAACUUGUGGCUGAUGGACUGUCAAGGAGGUUUGAUCUUGAUCACAUGGGUGAAAAUCAUGAGAACCUCUUGCAGCUCAUAUCCCAACCUAUUCUGGACAUCUGGCAUCAGUUGGAAGAAGCACAUAGGCAGGCUAUGUCAGUGCAAGAAAUAAGGAGGCUGGAAUCUACAUCGCUGCAAAUGUAUGGAUACACUUGGCGACCUCCCUAUCUCUUCUAUCAGAAUCGCAUCUUUGUUCCACUGGAAGAAGGCCUAACCAAAACACUGCUGGAUGAGUUUCAUGAUGCUAAGGAAGCUGGGCACCAGGGAAUGGAGAACACUUACUCAAGGAUACAACACACUUUUUGUUGGCCAGGGAUGAAGUGGGACAUCAACAAUUAUGUGUGUGCAUGUCCUCUAUGCCAACUGUAUAAAUACAAAACUCUCAAACCCGCUGGCCUCCUUCAACCCUUACCAAUCCCAGCCAAGUAUGGGAGGACCUUUCUAUGGAUUUCAUAGAAGGAUUGCCUAAGUGAAGGGGUAAAUCUGUUAUUCUGGUUGUUGUUGACAGAUUGUCUAAAUACGGUCAUUUUAUGGCCCUUGCUCACCCAUUUUCCGCCAAGGAUGUUGCCAAGAUCUUCCAAGACAACAUUGCGAAACUACAUGGCAUGCCAUUUGUCAGCGAUUGGGAUCCUUUCUUCCUUAGUCAAUUUUGGCAAAGCUACUUCACCCUGCAAGGCACAAAUCUGAAGAUGAGUAUAGAGCCUACCAUCCUCAAACGGAUGGGCAGACUGAGACAUUAAAUAGCGUCUUGGAAACAUAUUUACGUUGUUACGCAGAGCUGCAGACACACAAUUGGGUGGAUUACCUUUCAUGGACGGAGUUUGUACACAACAUGGCUCAGUAUUCAGCCACUAAAAUCUCCCCUUUUGAGGUGGUUUAUGGGCGACCACCCUCUGAUCUCCGUCGCUUUCAUCCUCACGUUGAGCAACUCAGUGAAAUGGAGGUUCAGUUACUUGCUAGGGACCAGGUUUUAAGCAUCAUCAAGGAUAGAUUGGCUGCUGCUCAGAACAGGAUGGUUCAGCAGCACGAUAAACACUGACGAGACAAAGAAUAUCAGAGGGUGAUUUAGUUCUUUUGAAAAAUUCCCCCCCUCGAAAGGUACACAGCAGAGCAGCAGCCAUACACAAACUGUCUGCUAAAUUUUCUGGACCCUUUCGGAAUUUAGACAGAAUUGGCAUGGUUGCAUACAGGCUCAGCUUCUGGCAGGCACCUCGAUGCAUCCCAUGUUCCAUGUGUCCCGCCUCCCAUCCAUACAAACAAUUCCACUCCCUCGAGCAGCAUAUUCUGAAUUCACUCCAUUUCAUGUUAAGCAUAAGAUCCCAGCUCGCAAGUCCAAGAAUUCCAAGAAGCAGUGGCUUAUAGAGUGGACUGGGCCUGAUGCUACAGCACCCAACUGGGAGGACUGGGUAUUUGGAAAUGUAGUUAUCGAAGUCAGUAGCGUCAUAUAGUAAAUAAUGUCGGGUCGGAUCCUUUAUAAAUCGAUCUCCCCAUCUUACAGCUACUAUAUUACUGAUUAAUGCAAAGACAGGUUUAGGGUUGGUUAACCCUAGAAGGCAGUGUGCAUGAGUGUGUUAAGCUCUGUUAGUGUUUCUUAUUUGCAUUUUAGUGGAGGUAGCUGCCACCAGCUACCACUCUUGCUGUGCGUCCUUGUGAUAUUCCAACAAAACACCUUUUGUGAAAGUGUGGAUGCUGAGGAUGCAAUAACUGCUUAGUCAUGCUUCAUCUACUACACAUUGGAUUUUUUACAUAUGUAACAAUCAAGUACCUGCAUCUUUGUCAUCCUUCAAAUGGAUAGACAGGUCAUAACUUUUGGUAGAGGGAAUAAAGUUUGCCUUUUCUAGGUCCGCAAUUGGCAUUUAACUUUUCAAGCACUAAUUGAGGAGAAAAUUGGUGGACAACAUGGAGCGAGAACCAUGAGAUAUAUGUCAAAGAAAUUAAGAGGACACGUAAAGGGAAAAGAGAUUCAGGAUGGUAGCCACUUUGUAUGAAUGUGUAUUCUAUUCUUGUAUAUGUGUAAUGUUUGUACGUGCAUUUUAUCGGGAAACUGAUACUGUUGGUGGUUUCUACUUUUGAGUGUUCUUUUUGCCUGUACAACACUCAACCUUUUUGCUUGACCGGUUGAAAUGGCCAUCAAUCCUCUAUUCAGAUGGUUAUGGUAAUGCUUAGGUCAUUGACCAGAUUUUGACUUCUAAUAUUUCAUAAUUUGUCAUUGGUUGUGUGGCAUCAUGACAGUUUUUUAUUUUAAACUUGUCUUUUGUUAUUUGCUUUAUCAUGAAAUGACUUUUCAAGGUAGCAUCUAAAAUCUAUGUAACACGACUCAUUAAAUGAAACCUUGAGAUCUCUACUAGCAUUUGAUGUGUUGCAUUGUAAUCAGCAUACCGUCAUAGCUUACUAAAUAGGCAGAUAUUUUUUUCCCCUUAAUUAUAAAA
Molecule: messenger RNA, 3878 nt
Organism: Nymphaea colorata (pocket water lily)
Lineage: Eukaryota; Viridiplantae; Streptophyta; Magnoliopsida; Nymphaeales; Nymphaeaceae
Exons: 8
Coding region: 316-1140 (274 amino acids)
Molecular function (GO): nucleic acid binding
Source: RefSeq, a predicted model, not a curated record